Talaromyces marneffei is the source of this 909-nucleotide messenger RNA. RefSeq lists its product as uncharacterized. Gene Ontology annotation, molecular function: protein binding. Bases 1 to 909 code for a protein of 302 amino acids. The transcript is spliced from 3 exons. The record is from RefSeq and is a predicted model, not a curated record. Lineage: Eukaryota; Fungi; Ascomycota; Eurotiomycetes; Eurotiales; Trichocomaceae.
AUGACAUUUACACCUCUAUACACCCUUCCUAAUGAGAUCCUCGUCCAAAUCCUAAAUCCCCUCGCAACCCGCGCCCUCCUCCCACUGGCCAGUGUAUCGCAUCGCUUCCACGACGUUGUUCUUCGCAUCCUCCACUACCGUCUCCUCCUCAUCUCAUCCCUAAAAGACUAUACCCUCUUACUCGAAUGCUUCCAUCCCGUCUCCAAACUCACAGAUCCGCAUUUCUUUUGCACAUACAUCGGCACACCCGGUUUGAAUGAUAAAUAUGAGGGCAAGGGAUCAUUGUAUGAGGGCUGCAAAAGUGCAGAGUACCUGGGGCGGCUCUCGAAUGUUUACUCGUGUUUCCGGCCGGAAAUUGAUACUACUGCAAUACAGAAUGACGAUACAAUUGACGAUGACCACGACAACAAUGAACCGGAAGGCCAGCCACUAGUCAAAAAAGAAGUCAACCUCGACGGAUUGGAGGACUUUUCACAAUUAUGCUCGAUUGUGAAUUUGGUCAAGAUUAUGCCCAAUAGCAGGAUACUUAUUAGUGCUGUGACGGUUGAAGAUGGGAUUAUUCGUGUGUGGAGGGAUUGGCUGAAACGGAAAGCAAAGAAGGACCAACACGAUGCUACAACGAAUAUGCAACGAACGGAUGAUGAAGAUGACGUGCUAUGGGUGAAUAAUGAAAAGACUGUGGGUCUGAAGUUGCGAGUGAAAGAGAAGAAGUGUAAUCGACCGAUGUUACCUGUGUUGAUGCACCGGGAUGAGGAGGAGGAGGAGCCAGUUAGUUAUGAGGUCGAGAUCGAAGAGUUGAGAAUACGUACGACUCGUCUGCUUUUGACUGUUGAAAAGUCUGUUUCUGAGCAGCAGUCAUAUCCAAAUGCUGUUAUUAUUGGGUCGAGGCAUAUAUUUCCGCCAGCUUAA